Molecule: messenger RNA, 4084 nt
Organism: Anopheles nili
Lineage: Eukaryota; Metazoa; Arthropoda; Insecta; Diptera; Culicidae
Gene: Srrm1
Product: serine/arginine repetitive matrix protein 1
Exons: 5
Coding region: 1-3993 (1330 amino acids)
Biological process (GO): regulation of mRNA splicing, via spliceosome; mRNA processing
Cellular component (GO): spliceosomal complex
Molecular function (GO): RNA binding
Source: RefSeq, a predicted model, not a curated record
AUGAUGUUCACUGGCACGAAUCAGCAGCAGGACUCCCGGUUUUCGGACAAGGAGAAAAAGCUGCUAAAACAGAUGAAGUUUAGUAAUAAUCUUAGCAAGCGGGUCGACAUGUCUAAGGUUAAGCUGGACGUACUACGUCCCUGGAUUAGCCAAAAGAUCACUGAUAUGCUCAACAUCGAGGACGACGUCAUCGUCGAGUUUGUGUAUAACCAGCUUGAAGAGGAAAAGUUCCCGUGCCCGAAAAAAAUGCAAAUCAAUCUGACCGGGUUUCUGAACGGCAAAAAUGCAAGGGUUUUCAUGGAGGACCUUUGGUCGCUACUGUUGUCCGCACAGGACUCAGAGUCGGGCAUACCGGCGGAAUUUAUACAGGCGAAAAAGGAUGAAAUUAUCAAACGCGAAGAAGAGGCACGCAUGCAGGAUGACGGUGGUCGCGGUCAUCGAUCAAGGAGUCGCACGCGCGACAAGGACGACGGCAAUAAAGCGAAACCGAACAAAAACGCCGUCAGGCAAAUGUACAAACCUGAACCGGAGGACUAUCUCGACGAGGAAGAAAAGAUGAUUGAGGAUUUCAUAGAGGCGGAUGUGCCGAAGGAAACAAAAAAGGCACCGGCGGUCACUACGGACCCUGCUGUGGCAACUACUGACGAUGUGACGGUAAAGACCGAAACAAAAUCUGUGGUCCCGACCGAAAAGAGCUCGAAAGAGCACACAACGUCACGGCGUAGGUCAUCUGAGAGGGGAAAAUCCAGUGAACGCAAUAAUGAUUCGAAAACGCGAAGAAAAUCGCGUGAUCGUUCACGAUCGCGUACGGACCGGCGUGCUACGUCGCGCGAUCGUAGAGGAUCUUCCCGCGAGCGAAGAUCAUCAAGAGACCGUCGCCGAUCUCGUUCACAUCGCCGUUCGGUGGAUCGUUCACGCAAACGUGCUAGCCGCUCGCCAAGGGACAAGCGUGGAAAUGAUCGCGAUCGUCGGCGAUCGCGGAGUAGCUCUCUUUCUAAGAAAGAAAAUAAAAAUAGUAACGGAAACUCAGCGGCGCUAUCGAAGGUUCAAUCUAAACUCAUGAACAUGGCGGAGGGAAAAAAAUCAACCUCUAGCAAAAAGAGUCCUAGUCGAUCCUCAGUCGAAUCGCGCUCCCGCAGUAGGUCUGGAUCUGGCGCAAAAACAGCUAACCGAAAAAAGAGUGCAAGUCGUUCUCGAUCUCCAUCGAAGUCCAGAUCGAAGAAAACGAAAAAAGGACAGCCUAGUUCACGAUCUCACAGCUCGAAUUCAAAUUCUUCGGGCUCUUCGUCGUCCAGCGAAAACGAGGACGAUAAGAAAGCGAAAGCUAGUACCACAGCAGCCGGUCCUGUCCCUAAGAAGCGCAAUGGACGAAAUAGUCGUAGCCGGAGUAGGAGCCGUAGUCGUAAUCGUCGCGAUACGUCCAGAAGUCGUUCUGGUAGUAGCCGAUCAUCGUCAUCGGGGGAUCGCAAGAAGGACGACUUUGAGAUACAGAAGAAGGAAAACAGUGUCCAAAAGAAACGCCACUAUCGUUCGAACAAGGAUUCAUCAUGCUCGGACGCCGAGGGUGGCUCAGGAGCCAAAGGUUCUGCUUCGUCGCGUCGCCGCCCUAUCGACGGUAAUGGGGGACGCGACGGCGGAAGGUUUGGUGGUCGUGAUAGGAACCGUGAAAGACGUUCGGUCUCACGUGGACGAGCUCGCGACGAUGGACCAACACGUGGACGCGGUGGUCGUUCACGUUCACGUUCGCGUAAUCGAUCCCGGUCACGGAAUCGGUCCCGCUCUCCCAGAAGACGGUCACGAUCCCCUGGACGCCAAAUAGGACGAGUAAAUGCCCGUGACACAAACUAUGGCCGCCGAAGGUCACCUCCUGCAUCGCGUUCGGGAGGACCUGCUCGUGGUCCUGAUAAAGACAGAGAGCGUGAACAGCACCGUGAGCGGGACCGUGACCGCGAGCGCGAUCGAGAACGCGAACGUGAUCGCGAUCGCACUAACCAACAGCAGCGUUACUCGGGAGGAACUGGUCCACCAGGGCGACGUGGUUCGUCCCGUGAGCGUGAUCGUGACAGCGGAAGAGGGCGUGAUUCAUCUCACGCCGGUCCUAACAAUAUGUCGCACAAGUGGCGUCGCUCAGAUGAGCCACAGAGAGGCGAAUCGCAGCGACAUCGCCAGGAAAUGGGUCCUCCAGCUUCGAACCGGUAUGAUGAUCGUGAACGGAACCAUCGGGAAGCGGCUAACCAUCGCUCGUCAACCGGUGGUGGUAGCAACCGGCGCAGCAAUAGUGUAGAAAUGCAGGAUCGGCUGAAAGGAAACCAUGGCGGUUCCUCAAGGAGCGGUGUGCGCAAGACUUCCCAGAGCCCCGCUGACUCUACUGGAAACCGCCGAUCGACAACAAGAACAUCAAAUGCGCGCGAUUCUACUGAGAUGUUCGAUGAUGGCGGCGGCGGCAGUGUAGGAGGAUCAACAGAACGCCUUCGUAAUUCCACCGAGCAGUCGCGAACCGAAAAAGCUCCAGUUCGAGGAGAAAGUGCCGGUGAAAAAGAGGAAAACACACGUCAAAAGCUAUCUUCCGACGAAGCGAUUCGGAAGCACCAGAAUGCCGCAGGAUCCACGGCGUCAGCCUCGCGAAGGUCGAACGAUCAACCGAACUCGGGAGUGCGAGAAACAAACAAAGCGCUUGAGGAGGGUAAAAAGCCCUCGAAAUCCGUGCCCUCGUUGGCCAACAGCUCAGGUCGAGCAGCUCGGGAGUACAGCAGCAGCCUUUCGCGGACUCCUUCUCCCUUCCUGAAGCCGCAUGAGCGGGACGCCGCCGCGAGCAUGAAUGCACCCACGGCAAGCACUGUUACAGCAGGCACUACGACAAACGCCACCGCAAAUCAGAAGCAGCAGAAAGCAGUCAAGGCAGGGCGGCAGCAAAAACGUGCGAGUUCUGAAAGCGACGAUGAUAGCUCCGGAAGUGAAAGUGACGACACGCAGGACGAGCCAAAAAAAUCGGCAUCCUCUCGGCGAAGGGACGGGCAAGAGGUUGAAGAUGGAAGUGACAAAAAAGCUGCGGCCGCGGCAGCCGUCACUGCCGCUGCUCGCAAGAAACAAAAGCUUAAGCGAAAGCAAGAGCCGAAGAAGCGUGGCAAGCACCAGAAUCGCGCUUCAUCGUCGUCUUCCUCAUCAAGCAGUGAAGAUAACGAGGAAGACGAGAACAAUGAGGACGCCAAUUCGUCAGACGAGAGCGCAGGGAAAAGAAAAUCGCGCAGCAAGGAUCGUCGGGAACCAAAGAAGGCAGCCUCAGUGGGAAAGCCAACUGAAGCAGGAGCACCGACCGAGCUCGAACAGCGCCGGAAACCGCCACCACAGGAGGGAGAAAAGCGAAAGCAACACCUCGACAGCACUUCCUCGGUUGAGCAACACGGUUCAAAACGGCGAAAGCAAGCCGCUUCCGAUAGUGGUCGGGCUACGGCGGAUGACCACUCCGGGGCGAAGGUAGUUGGCGUAAAGCAACACUCGUCGCUCAGUUCGACCAACAACGUGUCCUCUUCGAGCUCUUCAAAGGGAAAAAGUGGUGCAAAGACGUCCAUGCCGGCGGGUGAGCCGGAACGCUCUUCCUCCUCGAGCGAUGACUCCGAGGAUGACCGGCAGCGAAAAAAACGACGCAAGGAUAAGAAGCGCCAGCGGAAUGCGUCACCCGACGACGGUAGCGGUUCGUCUGGCAGCAAACCCAGCAAAAAACACAAGAAACACCGGAAACAUUCGAAGAAACACAAGAAGCAUAAGAAACACAAGAAGAGUGGUAAAAGUGGCGGCGGUGGUAGCAGCAGCAAAUACCAGCGCAGUUCGUCGUCUUCCUCGGACGAGGACGAAGGAGCACCAGUUCGCUCGAAACGGGGAACCGGCCCAGCGGGGGGUAGUGGCAGUGGCGCGGUUGUAAACGAUGACCUCGAGAAGCAGCUGCGCGAACGGGCCCUGAAAUCGAUGAAGAAACAACAAAGCAUCUCGGACUGAGCAGUCGUUCCGUGGUGCACGUGGCAUGCUGGCAACAAUUGCCAGGAUCGCCAAACGAUUGUAUAGAUAGUUUAUAGGGCGUCCACUGAGA